Oppia nitens is the source of this 997-nucleotide messenger RNA. RefSeq lists its product as uncharacterized. The coding region runs from base 190 to 924 and encodes 244 amino acids. The transcript has 3 exons. The record is from RefSeq and is a predicted model, not a curated record. NCBI's taxonomy places the organism in Eukaryota, Metazoa, Arthropoda, Arachnida, Sarcoptiformes, Oppiidae.
AUUAUAAAUAGUUGCAAAACUAGUGAUGACUGUAAUAGAUAUGCUAAAUGUUGUCCAGUUUUUUUUGAUGAUAAUGAUAAUAAAAAUAUAACACGUUGUGUACCUACAUAUUCAUGUAAAGGGUUUUAUCAGCAAAAGUGCAUUUCCGACAGUGACUGUGAAUCAAUUCAGGGACUGGUAUGCAAACCAAUGGUAUACAAGUGCGAGUGUCCCGACGAUAGUUACUUUGUUAAAGGGAUAGCUCGUUGUGUGGAAAAUAACGGCAACAAUGAAUCGAGGACAGCCAUGCAAAUCUAUAAGAUAACAAUGAUAUUCGCAUCCUGUUGUCUGGCACUCAUACUAAUCAUAUUUUUGGUAUGCAUUCUGCGUAAGUCCUACUGUCCUCCAGCAUCGGCGGCUGGCCGUUCCCGUAUGCCAAACGGACCGCUUGACAAUCGGACUAUACCCGAUAUAUUUACACUGUUUCCGCAUUGCGGUAACUACGAUGGCGGUCCACUGGGCGACGGUACGCUGCCGCCGUUUGAAAAGCCGCCCACCUAUGACGAAACACUUACACUGAUACGCAAUCAGAUAGGAGUACCGCCGCCCGCCUACAGGGGCCGUAACGGUACACCCUAUUCGUCGAAUCCGUCGACACCGGAACUGGCCGCCCGGGUACACGUCCAGCGGCCACAACUGAUAGCUGUGACCACUACUACUACUGGUAGCCGACAUUCCGCAUCGGCCAGUCCUCCGCUAUCGUUGGCGUCGGCGUCGACAAGUAGCUCAAGUUUUUCGGCCAACAAUUCGCCUCCCGGUCUACAUUCGUCUCGUGACGAACUGAUUGCCGGUCCCAGUGGUGAAUGUAGCCGACGGUCAGCAGUAGCCACUACUAGUAGCGGCAGUGGUGGCGCCGGCGGUAUAGAUAAUCCAGCAUUUUGUUGAUAUGUGUGUAUCAUUGAUAUACAACUUAUAAAUUAUAUAAUGUAUUGUGUUAUCAAUUAAUUUAAAAUAAAAU